This is a messenger RNA of Toxorhynchites rutilus septentrionalis, 3868 nucleotides long. It is a transcript of the gene Pits, whose product is annotated as interferon regulatory factor 2-binding protein 1. The record is from RefSeq and is a predicted model, not a curated record. Gene Ontology annotation, cellular component: nucleus. The transcript is spliced from 5 exons. Bases 923 to 2527 code for a protein of 534 amino acids. Lineage: Eukaryota; Metazoa; Arthropoda; Insecta; Diptera; Culicidae. Gene Ontology annotation, biological process: regulation of transcription by RNA polymerase II. Gene Ontology annotation, molecular function: transcription corepressor activity.
AAUAUACGCUACUUUAGCUGCUGUUAGCAGUUUUCCGAGGGUUCCGAAGCUGCUCGAGCGAACCGUUCGUUUCAAAAGUGACGCGCUCGUUGGUUGCUGCACAACGUUUUGUCGUUGUUUGUUGUUGCGAGGAUUUUUGUUCUCUAUUUUGGAAGGUGAUUUUUUACUUUCACGGAACAACCGUUUGAAAGAUAAAAUAGCAGAGGGAAGAAGUUCUUUUUCUUUUCGCGGAGGCACAAAGCAAAGCAAAAAAGUAAAAAUUUGGCACGCAAAAUUUGAUUCUCUUUUCCGUUGUUUGAUAGUGGGCUGCGCGCUGUUUUUGGGCAAGAGAAAGUCAUCGUCGACGGACAUUGCAUGUGUUGCGUGUAGCAGCGAGAAUUACAUGAAUUGAAUGAAAGGGAAUGCGAGCGGUGUGAAGCAUUGAUAGGAAGUGGAGAUUUGAUGCAGUUGAGGGUGGCGGUGCAAAUGCAAUCGUUCAUCUGCGAAGCGUAGCGUUAUUCGGGGCUUUUCGAGUGUUUGGAUGGAAUAGAAACAGAAAUGUGUCGGAGGCUACAGUGAUAACGAAUUAAAAACAGUUAUAGAAGCAUUUGUUUUGUGGAAAUGAGUGUUGGAAAUCAGCAUGAUUAGAGUCAAUAAACAUAUUCGUUUCAAUAGUUGAAAGUCGCAUAUGUUCAAGUCUCCAGUGAAAAGCAAGUCUGAUUUUGGUUGAAAAAUACUCGAAAAUUGGUAGAACUUUGACGACAUGUAAAACGCGGAGAUGUUUAUGGAGCUGUUUUUAUCACUAUGGAUAACAAUUACUUGGUAGUUACUUAAUUGAAGUGUAUAUUAUAAAAUAACUCAAUUGUGGAGUAUAAAAUAUUUAGUAGUGAAGUGAAUUUUUCCCAACAAUAAUUUAUUUGGGCGUAUCAAACCGGUGUUCAAAAUGUCGGUUCAGGCGAAGCGUCAGCAUUGUUAUUUGUGUGAUUUGCCCCGGAUGCCGUGGGCCAUGAUCCACGAUUUUUCGGAAGCCGUGUGUCGGGGUUGUGUAAAUUAUGAAGGAGCAGAUCGCAUCGAGCUAGUUUUGGAUACGGCCAGACAGAUGAAGCGAAUUCACGCUGGUGCUGGCGGUGGAGGUGGUUCCGGUGCAAGUGGGGGAGGUGGAAAACGAGGCCACGAAAAUGGUGAGAUGCCGCACAGAUCGGUUCCACAAGCGCAUCAUCAUUACUCGGUGCGUACAGGUCCUAAUGGACCAACGUUGGUCGAUUUUACGCCUAAACAUGAGCCACACGAUAUUGCCGGAGUCCGUCCGGGGGCACGGUUGCAACAACAUAUCCCACCACAUCACUUACCACAUGCCAACAGACAGCAGGUGCCGCCGGCACUUUCCGUCAACUUGAAACGACCUCCGCCGGAGGAUGAUGAGCACGGACCGAUGGAUGGACCGACGGGAAGCGCCAAACGCGGAGCUGAUGAUUCAGUUGCCAUCCAGAGACCACCAUUGACGCGGGGAGACUCGCUGCCAGCGGUUCCAUUCGUCCCAGAUCGUCAGCAGGGGUACAAAGACAAGCAUCCGGUUCGGACAGCUUCCUUCGAUACGGCCACAUUUAAACCAGCUGACCAAAAACACCAAAACAUGGGGAUUUACGUGAACGCCCCUGUUGUGCAACGUUACAAAUUAUACCCGACCGUAAUACCGAUUCCGCCUGUUUCAAUGGGCGAUUCAACGCCACCGACACCGUCGGUAGCACCACUGCAAAGCCCAAUGGCAAAUCUAAUGUCGAUUACGGAGACUCUCCCGCCGGGCAGUCCACGCAACGGUCCUAGCCCACCGGGACCGCCACCUCCCCGCACAGCUUCUAGAGGUUCUCAGCAUUCGCCUAACAGUUCCGGAUCGUCCAGCGGCCGAAGAUCCUCCGGCUCCCGGCACGUAUCCAGUACGACGGUAACAUCCACCGAAGCGCAACAAUCCAACCAGUCGGGCGUUCCAGGAGGCGCUUCCACUCCCAACGGUAGUGGCUCGAAUGGCAAUGGCAGUACUACACCGGUCUCCCUAGGUCCUUUGGGCGCUCCCUCAAUUGCCCAGCAGCAGCAGCAGCAGCCACCACAAUCACAAACCGGACCACAACAACCUCAAUCGGACGGCGUUGGAGGACUAGCCCCGGGAGCAGGAGGACCCACCGGACCCCCGGGAGCGGCUGGCCCGGCUGGACCGGGUGGACCUCCUGGAAUUAACGGACCCACACCUAGCAGUGGCCCUGGUGGACCUGCGCCCGCGCCGGCGCCCAAUCCUACGCUCAAGUGUACCCUUUGCCAGGAACGGUUGGAGGAUACCCACUUCGUGCAGUGUCCCUCGGUUGGCCAUCAUAAGUUCUGUUUCCCCUGCAGCCGCGAGAGCAUCAAGCGACAGGGCUCCGGUGCCGAGGUAUACUGUCCGAGCGGCGAGAAAUGUCCGUUGGCCAAUUCGACGAUACCGUGGGCAUUCAUGCAGGGCGAGAUCGCCACCAUCCUCGGCGAGGAGUUGAAGGUGAAAAAAGAACGCGAAACGUAGAGCCGUGAUAACGAUGGCAGUGAGCGGAUGUCGUACUCCUACCGUUACUUGUACCACAACAACACCAGCAGCAACAGCGGCAGCGGUAGCAGCAAUAGCUAUCCUGUGCUGGAUGCAACGAUGCCACACAGUCCUGGUUGUCAUCAUUGUCCGCAUCCAAAUUUGGGUUUGGGUGUAGCAUCUUCGGUAACAGCUGCAUCUCCAUAUUCGCCACUUCCAGCUGGUUGGGAGUUUAGCAAUGUCGAACCUGGCUACGAAUUUGAGUGAGUCUUGUUCUUUGCAGCGCAGUGCGAGUUCGGCGAGUUGAACUUUUGUUAUCAGAUUAGGAAUGUCAGAAACAGAGAGAAAGCGAGAAUCUCGACAGUGGCGGGUUCUAUAGUAAUUUUUUGACGGAAAAUUUAAAAAAGCGUGAAGAGGGGAGAAAGUUUUUAUAUAAAACGUUUUUGGGAUACACAAUAACUAGAACAGUUGCUGUACAUAAUCAAAAAUAGGCUAAGUUGGAUCAGAAACACGGGCUCCGGAAGUGGAGGUAAACAAGAAUUGGUCUAAGGAGCGAUAUUGUGUGCGCCCAAUCUCUCCAUAAGGGGCCCAGCAAGAGAGAAUUACUUCAUUUGCAAUCAUUUUUGGCAAAUCUCAGACGGGAUUUAAAACCACAUUGUUCGUUUGUAUGUUCUUAUUUGAGAGACGUGAGAUACCCGAAACGCAUAACUAAUUAGUCGUAGCAGAAAUCAGAAUCCUUAGUGAUAAUAAGUGAACAGACACAAAUGUGAAUAACCGGAAUGGGAAGAAAAGUACACACAGACACACACAUACACAUUUGUGUGUGGUUGGGGAUAAACCCUUCUAUUGAUAUGUUUGUUUUAUAAAGAUUUUUUAAUUUAGUUAAGAAUUGAAUAUUUUAAUGUAAAGAGAUACACAUGCGUAAAUAAGAAUACAGAUAACCCUGAAAUAGCCAGAAAUGAAGCCGUUGCUAUGCAUUAGCCAGUUUAGAUGUUAUGUAUUAAAAUAUAAUUCGCAUUAUGCGUUAAACUGGAAUUAAUUUUUGUAUGAAAAAAGUAAGAACAGAACGCGAAAAGUGAGUAGAAGAUCCCAUAACUCUAUUUUAAGAGUUAACCUAUUUAAUUUUUAUUACUCUUAACCUAUUUUUUACAUUGAGCAUCUUAUAUUUAUGAUUAUGCUAGCUUUAAACAAACCUACCUGUACAUAGUGGAGAUGAUUUAGCGUAAAAAGAUGUUUUUUUUUGUUUUUUUUUAAUUUAAUAAUUUUAAACGGACGAGAAAAAAAAAUGUUACAGAGAGAAACAGUUCACAAAUACAGUUGAAAAAAUAUUGGUCAUACAAA